AUGAGAUUUCCAAAAAAUCGUUUCAGUUCAAUUAGCCUUUGGUGGCUCAGCAGAUCCGAACAAUCCGUAGACCAAAGCCUUCGAGAAGAGGAACGAAGCGACCAGGAGGAUUUGGUACAAGUGGAUCUAAAAGAAUUGCAGUCUUUAAAUAUGCGUCACUUCUCUCAAAACUCACUCUGCUUGGUGCGUUCAAGUUCUUGCAGGCAAUCUGAAGGAGAGCUCCAGAAGCUCCACUGUAGAGAGCAGCCAACAAAAAAUCGAGUGACCCAUAAGGAUUCCUUGAGUGAGAGCAAGGAGAAGAAGUUGGAAACGAGUGGCCGAAGUGGAUCCGUCCUCAGCAUUCAAGUAGUAGGCAGCAAGGCCUGGGAGCACCAAAGUGGCAAGAAUAGCAGCUCCAGCUCUUCCAAUGAAGAUUCCAAAGAUUGGAGAGAGAAGAUAUCCUCCGAUGAUGGAAGCAAUUCCGGCACCAAGGAGAAGGAUGGAGGACCAUCCGAAGAUCUCGACGACAGAAGACGUUGCGAGGGCGACCGGAGCCUGGGUCUCCUGGAGAGCACUGACCAACUCUUGACUUUGUGGUUGGAGUUGGGAUUGGAGUUGUUGGAGUUGAGCAGGUCCCUCUUGUUGGAGAGCGACAGCACGUUGACGGACUCCUGGAAAAUGGGGAAGCGUUAG
Molecule: messenger RNA, 672 nt
Organism: Caenorhabditis remanei
Lineage: Eukaryota; Metazoa; Nematoda; Chromadorea; Rhabditida; Rhabditidae
Exons: 2
Coding region: 1-672 (223 amino acids)
Source: RefSeq, a predicted model, not a curated record